GUCGAGAAGCACUGGAGGCGAUGCCAUCUUCAGAUGCAUUCUGUGAUGAGAAGCAGCCUACAAAUGCUCGCGGGGCCCGUGACAACUUCUUGUCCGCGGCAGUGCUUGGGAACAUGGUGUCACUGGGAUCGGACGCUGGAAAUGCUGGGAUGAUGGCGGUACGCCAUGCCCGACUGAUCCAGCAGCUGAUUUUGGCGUCGGGAAACGAAGCCAGCAAGGCGUACGAGAAGUGGCAAAGACGCGGCAAAACAACUGUGGCCUACGGCAGCAAAACCAACAACGAAGACUUUUUGCAGAACGAUGUACGAAAAGCGGGAAAUAAAUUACGUCAGCGGAGACGAGGAAACCUUUUGGCACGCUUGGAGACAACGGAGGUCGUCCCAGCCACAUCUGAGACCCGUUUACGCCGUGGCACCUCAACACAAGAAAUCAAUGAAGCUCAGACGAGUGGAGAGCCGGCGGACGAAGAUGACACAUCAAAGAGUGAGGAGUCCGAUGAAGAUAGUUCCAGCGACGCUACGACAUCCAGCACGAGCAGUGAUGACUCUGAAGAUGAGGUACCAGGUCUGGGUUUCAUGCGUGUGGCCGGGAGAAGUGGGCGAAGGGCCUCCCUGAACGCGGAUCAAAUGCCCAUGUUGGCACAGAGAAAGCAGCGAGGGAGAGCCGCGCUGCGUCAGCCGUCGGUGGUCGCCAGGGAGUCCUCCACAGAGGUCCGAAAGCAGCGACAGUCUCAAGUUGGACACUGGGGUCAGUUGGCUGGUUUGGCACGAAUGAUGAUGCCAAUGAGCCAUGAUCAAGGAGCUCGGGCAAGCAUUCUCUUCCCAGACGGGUCAGGUGGCCUUGGCUCAGCAAGGCGCUUAUCUGAAGGCAAAAGUGAGGAUCAAAAUGAGGCUGAUGCCCCGGAUGAGUCAGGCGACUCACGACGGAAGCUUCCCGAGGUCUUUGGAAUCCACGUCUCCAAAUCUCCACACAGGACGAUGCAGUGGCAAGAACCAGUCGCCACCUUGAAGCGCUUGCACCUAGAUGUUGCAGCCAGAUUGGGCUUGGAUGCAGAAGCCGGCGAUUGGGAUCCAGAUCAAACCUACCAGAUGAGCAUCGCCAAGUUUGAAGAGUUGGCGGAGCAAAAACUGCUGAGAAGACAACAGAAAGCAGCUAUCUGGAUCCAAGCCAGGUGGCGUAGCCAACGGAUUCGCCGGCCACUGCGCCAGGUCAUUUACAAGCGAUUGGAAGCUCGGCACAAGAUCCGGGCCUGGAUCCGCAAGGUUCUUCGAAGGAAGAAAAUUGCUGACAAAAUGGUGCAUUUGCGCAUGUGCAUUAUCAGCACCAUCAAGAUACAGGCCAACGUGAGGCGUUGGUUGGUCAAGAAGGAGAUGGGCUCCGCCGUAGCCUUCCAUCAGGUGCAGUUUCGCAUGGCUGCCCUUCAAGAAAGGCUCUACCCCGCUGAGGAAAGAGAACGUGACCGUGAAGCCAAUGAGAGGUUGAUGAUGAGCGAGGAGGAGGAGCUGUCCCAGCGAGCUGAGAGCGCAAGGAGAAAGCACGAGGCAGACCGACAAAGGGCAGUCGCUGUGCUGCAGCCCGCCGUUCGGCGCUGGCUCUCACGGGUCAAAUGUUGGCGACUCCUUCAGGAGCGUGAGAAAGAGCUGAACGAGAACAAACGCUACCGCAGAUUUCGUGAUAGAGAUGAUGAUGAGUAUCGGCCUCUCUCACGCUCAACCUUUGCUUCGGGACCAAGGAGUGGAAUUGGGAGUGUCUUGGAGCCUGCUGGAGUCAAGAAGGUUGGGAGUGGCGGCGAUGGAGACUUUGCAAGGAGUCUUGGAAGUCAGGCGGGCGAGGGUCAUCCUGGAGUUCCUGGGCCCAGUUUCUGGCAUGGCCCUUCGGGCAAAGCUCUUCUGGCGCUGGAGGUCAUUAACGCCACAGUGGCGGAGCAUCGUUCUUCUGGUUCUCAGGCACGGGGCUUCCGGGCACGCGCUUACCGGACACGUGCGAGUUCAAUUGCACUUCCACCUGCACCUCCAGGUUUCCGGUCGGACAUUGCGGGGGCUCGUGGCGGACCAAAAAGAGGCACUCCUCGACUUGUUUCAGUGCCUCCGCCUGUGGGUCGAAAGGUCAAAGAAACCAGGUCCUCUGCUGAAGACUGA
Messenger RNA from Cladocopium goreaui, 2138 nucleotides. The record is from the annotation of a GenBank genome assembly. NCBI's taxonomy places the organism in Eukaryota, Dinophyceae, Suessiales, Symbiodiniaceae.